UCCAUUGAUCAGUAUGGUGAGGAAGGCGGAUCCUCUGACGUCACCGCCAAGCAGCUCGGUGCGUCACAGUCCAGCUGAGCCAGGGAAGAAGGAAACGGGGAAUAAAAAGGAAAGAGGUUCUGGAAAGGCCGGGAGACGGGCUGACUGACCUGUUGUCGAGCACACCGCGCGCGGACAGACGGACAUGGAGGGCUGCACGGAGGAAGAAUACAAAGAGAAAUUAUUAUGGAACGUCAAACGAGAGGUGAAGCAGAUAAUGGAGGAAGCUGUAACUAAGAAAUUUGUCCAUGAAGACAGCAGCCACAUCAUCGCUCUGUGCACUGCAAUCGAAGCCUGCCUGGGUCACCUGCUGAAGAGACGGGCAGCUGGGUUCCUGCGCAGCGACAAGAUAGCGGCCCUCUUCACCAAGGUUGGCAAAGUCUGCGACACCGCCGGCGAGGUCUGUCGUAAAGUACAAGAGCAGCUCCAGCAGCAGGCGGAUCUCACCAGGAGAACUCAGAGUGUGGGCCAUGAACCUCUGAGGAGACAGGGUUCCUCCACCACCAGUCGGCCCCCGCAGCCCCUCUCCGCCCAGGCCAUCAAACACAUCUGGGUCCGCACGGCACUCUUUGAAAAAGUUCUGGAUAAGAUCAUCCAGUACAUCGUGGACAACUCCAGUAAAUACUAUGAGAGGGAAGCUUUGAUGCACGACCCAGUCUUUGGGCCCAUCUUAGCAGCUCUCCUCGUGGGACCCUGUGCUCUGGAGUACACCAAGCUGAAAACCUCAGAUCAUUUCUGGACAGACCCCUCAGCCAAUGAGCUGGUUCAACGCCACCGUAUCCAUGGCGCCCACCGGGGCCAGGAUGUGUCAGCCGGCCGCCGGCCUGCUCUGGGAAUCCGGAAGAGGCAGUCCAGCGGCAGCAUGUCAGAGGACAGGUUUGCUGCAUCAGCGAGGGAGUAUGUGGAGUCUCUUCACCAGAACUCUAGAACGCACCUUCUAUAUGGCAAAAACAAUGUCUUGGUGCAGCCGAAGAAGGACAUGGAGGUGUUGCGGGGCUACCUGUCGCUCCACCAAGCUGGAGAUAACCUCACUCUGAAGUGGACACCCAACCAGCUAAUCAACGGCACUCUGGGAGACUGUGACCUGGAGAAAAGUAUCUACUGGGACUACGCACUGACUGUUCCUCUGCGGCAGAUCGUCUGCAUCCACUGUCACCAGCGGCCCGAUUGUGGCGGGACACUCGUUUUGGUCAGCCAGGAUGGGAUACAGCGGCCACCCCUGCACUUCCCCCCUGGGGGUCACCUCCUGGCCUUUCUCUCCUGUCUGGAAACAGGACUGCUGCCCCGGGGUCAACUAGAACCUCCUCUUUGGUCCCAGAAAGGCAAGGGAAAAGUAUUCCCUAAAUUGAGGAAGAGGAGCAGCACUGCUAGACUCAUCGACCAGGACAGGAAUGGAGAGGAGCAGACCGCUGCUGACUACGUCUUUCGCAUCGUCUACCCCGGAUACCGAUACGAUGCCAUCACUAUAAACUACCACCACACCACGGGCAGCCGCGCUCCGUCGCUGGACGACGACGAGGAAGAGGAAGAUAGGCUCCAUGCUAUGAUCUCAAUGAUCUGCUCGCGGAACCUCACAGACCCUAAUGUCAUGAAAGACCAUGGGGAGAUGAUGGAGAUGCAGGGUUUCGGAGGCAGCCCGUCGUCGUGGCAACAGGCUGAAUUAACCACUCACGAGUCCCUGUGCCAGUCCUGCUCCACGGCUGGUGGCAACACGUCGUUCAACUACCCAUCCAGCUGUACCUGCGUGCACCAGUCGUCAGAUAUUCACACCGUCCCUCUGAAGAUGCUCUGCCAGAACAUGAAGAGGCAGAUCGUCUCCAGAGCUUUCUACGGAUGGCUGGCGUACUGUCGACACCUGUCCACCGUGCGGACCCACCUGUCAGCUCUGGUCAACCACAACAUCGUGCCCCCAGACAGACCCUGCGAGGCGUCCGGAGGGCUCAGCAAAGAGGUGUGGAGCAAGUACCAGAAAGACUGCAAGAACUACAAGGAGCUGGAGCUGCUCAGGCUGGUUUACUAUGGAGGAGUGCAGCACGACAUCAGAAAGGAGGUCUGGCCUUUUCUCCUGGGACACUACAAGUUUGGCAUGGGUAAAAAGGACAUGAGCCAGAUUGAUGCAAAGAUCACGGAGCGCUACCAGCAGGUGAUGCGGGAAUGGAAGGCGUGUGAGGUCAUCGUCAAGCAGAGGGAGAAAGAGAUGCAGUCGGCCAUCUUUGCCAAGCUCUCGUCAGGCAGCAGCAUAGACAGUCACGUCCUGCGGCUCGCCCACAGAGACUCCACGCUCAGCAACGAGGUGUUCAUGUCUGUGGAUGAGCCGGAUGCAGGGAGUCAGGAGACCCCCAGUGGAGAAGACACCACUCCUACCAUGACCACCCUGGUCCCCCCUGCCGCCCUCCCCCCAGAGGAACGUCCUCUGGUAGAGUUUGACUCCCCCGACUCGGGUCUCCCUUCCUCCAGAAACUACUCGGUGACCUCUGCUCACUCUCAGAUCUUGUCCAGCAUAGACGAUGGUCAGAGCACAGAGGAAGAAGGAGGUGGUAGGGAGGAGGGCAGGACUCCAGGGGGGGGGCAUCAGGACUCUCUUACAGAGGACAGGCUGUGCAGUCAGCUGGACAAACUGGUGACCAAUGGAGCUGCAGCUGAGGGGAUAUCAGCCUCACUCUCCUCCUAUACAAUUGAGCUGCUGGACACAGUUGCCCUCAACCUCCACAGAAUAGACAAAGAUGUGCAGCGCUGUGACCGCAACUAUUAUUACUUCAGCACGGGAAACCUGGAGCGACUACGCAACAUCAUGUGCAGCUAUGUAUGGGAGCAUUUAGAGAUGGGUUACGUUCAGGGCAUGUGUGACCUGCUGGCUCCUCUCAUGGUCAUUCUGGAUGAUGAGUGUCUGGCAUACAGCUGUUUCACUCAGCUUAUGAAGAGGAUGAGUCAGAACUUCCCGAACGGUGGAGCCAUGGACACACACUUCGCCAACAUGAGGUCACUCAUCCAGAUCCUGGACUCUGAGCUGUUUGAGCUGAUGCAACAGAACGGAGAUUACACUCACUUCUACUUCUGUUACCGCUGGUUCCUGCUGGACUUUAAACGAGAGCUCCUGUACGAAGAUGUGUUUGCAGUGUGGGAGGUGAUAUGGGUGGCGCCCAGAAUUUCCUCUCAGCACUUCGUCCUGUUCCUGGCUCUGGCGCUGGUCACAGUUUACCGUGAGAUCAUCAUGGACAACAACAUGGACUUCACAGACAUCAUCAAAUUCUUUAAUGAGAUGGCUGAACGUCAUGAUGUCCAACAUAUCCUGAAGGUUGCACGUGAGCUGGUGCACAAAGUCCAGUCUUUGAUGGACAACAAGUAACCACAGAGGAAGAGGCGAGGAGGAGGGGGGUCCAGGAGGCACCCUGCUGGAAGCUCAUCCCUCAGAGAUCAUUUACUGGUCUCCACACAUCCAGAGCAGGUCACGGGGUCCAGGUCUCUGCUGUCCCCAGAUGAAGGGCCUGGGAGUGGGGCAGGAGCGUGGCUUCUGGAGCUCUGUUUACAUGUACCUUCACAUGGAAUGCACAGUGUGUUUGUUCAGACAUGUGGAUUUGUCUGCAUGCUUGUGAGUUUAAUCACUGUGAACGCAUUCUCCAGUCUCUCCACUGUGUGUGUGCAUGAAAACACACACAUCUUUCUGGCUCUGUCAAUCCGCCACUUUUCUAGAGUCUGGCUCUGAAAUGACUGAAACUCAACAUGCUGGGUCCCUGUCAGGAAGCUGCAGUGCUGUCAGUGUUUGUUCCUCAGUGCAGUACCAGUAGAGGCCACCAGAGGGCAGGAUUCACACAUCAUCGGAGGAGCAGAAGACUUUGCCACGAAGACGUUUUCAUAAGUGACCAAAUGGACUGUGCCAACUACCUUUUCUUGAGUGUUUUAUACUACAAGCAUGUGUUUUUACCCCUCCUCCCCCAUUUUUUAUGUUUGUUUUGUCUUAAAGUUUAUUCAAACACAAUUGUUGCCUUUUAUUAGUAACAGCCCAAGGUACUUAGAUGCACUUUGCUGUGGGGGUUUCCUUCGUCGGGGUGUCUGUGAAGGCCUCACCUGGUGGAGGCUGGAGGCACCAGCAGAGGCAACGCUUGUAGAGAAACUUAAGAUGAAUUGUAGCCAACAGUGCUGAAAGCAUGUUUAGUCCUUGUUCUAAAAGAUAGCAGCAAAACUCAAAAGCACACGGGGCGUCUGGUCAUCCUCAGAGCCAUCUGAGGGAAGUUACAGCCUGCAUGGAGCAGAGUGGAGAGGCUUCACCAGGGGACUGGCUAAACAAAUCUGGGUUCCACAAUAGUGAUUGGACAUGUUUAAAAAUAUAUAAUUGUCCGUUUCUGUAUGCCUCCAUUUUCUCUACUUCCCUUAUCCCAUCCAGGAAUGCAAGGCUUCUUUCUUCCAUCCUAUCUCGGAGUCUUGGAACCACAUCAGAAGGACGUUUCAGCUAAUAAAAAUGCAGAGAAGCAGCUGCAGAAGAGCUUUCAGUAUCUGUGACAUCUGAAACAUGAACAGAUCUGUCAGCUCGCUCCUCGUGUCUUCACCUCGCCCUGUGAUGGACGGACGUCUUGCCAUAAAUGAUCUUUUAGGUUGAUAAAACAAAGAAACGUAAAGUUUAUCCAUGAAAUCUGAUUAAUGGCCACACAGCUGGUUUGUAGUGCACAUUUUAGUUGUAACCUUUGCAGGGACUCUUUCUCCUCUCAGGUUUUUUCUUUUUUGGUUGUGUUACCUCGAUGUGGGAUGGGUUUUUGUAGGAAAGUGUGUCUCUUUAAGAACUUUGGAAUUGUUCCUAAGGCUAAACAAUGUGGACAAGUUAACAACCCUUUCGGAUCAUUAGAGAACAAAACGGUUCUAAAAAUAUUACAGAUUUUUUUCCACUAUUUGUUUGUAAUCACUGCCCUUAAAAUGCCAAUUUGAUCACUUGAGUUCAGUUUUAUGAACAAAAAUAAAAUGAAUUAUUUUCCAUUAUGAUAAUAAGAUGGAAGUUUAAAGAUCAACAUAAAUGUUUUUACUCAUUUUUAGUCCAUUUAAUAAUAAUCAGAAAAGCUCCCAAACAAAACAAAUUGUUUUUUUAUUUUUAAUAAAAAAGGUGGCAUCAUGUAAUUAAAUCAGCAUUUAAAGUGUUAAAAUAAUUUUAAUAAUUACAUAUAAAAAAUAUUAAUCUGUCAUGUUCUUUAUUUAGUUUUUUGGGAGAGGAACUUUUUGUCUUCCAAUGAGGAAAACAUAAAAAACCUACGAACUCCAUCAAAUUCAUUUUGAUCUUUACAUAAAAUCCAAAUUCCUCAUUUCCAUUUCUUAUAUGGAAAAGAAUAUUAAUAACAAGUAUUUAUCAUUUAUUUACGGGAACAUUAUGUGAUCUAAUUUCCAUUUAAAGGAUUAAAAUAAUUUUAAUGAUUAGAUGUUUGUAAUUUUUAAUUAGAACUAAAGUUGACUGAACAAAAUGAGAAAAAAAAGUGGGAAAACGUAUUGAUCUGUAGUGGUUUUAUAUCAUUUUUUAGGGGAGGACUUUUUUGUCCUCUAAUAACCUGAAAGCUUAGUAAAUUGAAACUUGCUGCAUGUUAAUAAAACUGAAGUUUGGAGAAGCCACAAGCUCACACCGAGCUCAAGAAUGCCAUUCCAGAUCAUUAAGCUCAGGAUGCAUUCGCUGGUUUUGGACUUUUAAUGGAAUAAGAAACAGUAAAGUCAGUCAAUAAAAUCUCCAGAUUUAUCCUUUAAAGAUGCAACAUGUAACAAGAUCAAAGGUCAG
Molecule: messenger RNA, 5785 nt
Organism: Melanotaenia boesemani (Boeseman's rainbowfish)
Lineage: Eukaryota; Metazoa; Chordata; Actinopteri; Atheriniformes; Melanotaeniidae
Gene: sgsm2
Product: small G protein signaling modulator 2
Exons: 24
Coding region: 185-3385 (1066 amino acids)
Molecular function (GO): GTPase activator activity
Source: RefSeq, a predicted model, not a curated record